AUCUUGCCGGCCCAAGCGAUCAACGGGCAUCCUGCACGCCGUCGGUUCGUCGCAUCAUGUACCGCAACUUUGGAGCCCUGUCGCGGCGAGCCCGCAUCCCCUCCUCGGCGCUGGGAGCGCUUCUGCGCCAGCGCCCGGCUGGCAUGGGUGCCCGCUAUUCCACUGCCCCUGCCAGCACCACCACAGACACCUCGGGCACCGCAACCAACACCGUCAACCAAGACGAGAUUCGCAAGUUUGUCCAAGCGUCGGAGGAGUGGUGGCAGCCGCAUGGCCAGUUCGAAAUGCUGCACAAGAUGAACCCGACCCGCAUGAAGUACAUCCGCGAACAGGUCCACAAGAUCGCCGCCGAGUCGCCCGAGGCGAUCCAUUUGGCCAGCCACGAUCUCGCCCGGCCAUUCGCCGGCCUGCGCAUCUUGGAUAUCGGAUGCGGAGGCGGCCUUCUCUCCGAGGCUCUGGCCCGGCUCGGAGGUGUCGUCGUGGGUGCCGAUGCUGGGUAUGAGAACAUUCAGAUCGCCAAGCUGCAUUCGCAGAAGGAUCCCUGGAUCGCCUCGCAGCCUGUGGGCGAGCCCGGCAGCAUCGACUUUCGACACACGACAGCAGAGAAGCUGGCUGAGCAGGGAGAGCAGUUCGAUAUGGUCUGCGGCCUGGAGAUCAUCGAGCAUGUCGAAAACCCUUCAGCAUUCGUCAAGCUGUGUUCGCAACUGACCAAGCCCCACGGCCUGCUGUUCUUUUCCACCAUCAACCGGACGCCGACGUCGUAUCUCUUCACCAUCUUGCUGGCCGAGCAUCUCCUGCGGUGGGUCCCGCCGGGCACCCACCAUCACCACAAGUACAUCACCCCGACCGAGAUCAGCGAUGCCCUUGUUCAGAGCGGCUGUGUGGUCAAGGACAUGACUGGCAUCAGCUACGACAUUGUGUCGGGCAAAUGGAACCUCCUCGACAACAGCUUUGGCGACCUCGAGAUGAACUACAUCGUUGCGGCGCAGAAGCAGGGGUGAAAAGCCAGACGCAGUGCAUCACCGGGGUGCACCAAUAUAAAGGGGCCAUACCGUGUGCCCUGCAGAUGUAUCCGUGGCAUAUCGAUUGGGGCUUUUGGGCCGGGGUGGUGUCUGUCCGAGAGGCAGGUGUCGCUGGGCCGAGU
This is a messenger RNA of Polychytrium aggregatum, 1144 nucleotides long. RefSeq names its product S-adenosyl-L-methionine-dependent methyltransferase. Bases 57 to 1001 code for a protein of 314 amino acids. Gene Ontology annotation, molecular function: 2-methoxy-6-polyprenyl-1,4-benzoquinol methyltransferase activity. The transcript has 4 exons. The record is from RefSeq and is a predicted model, not a curated record. Gene Ontology annotation, biological process: ubiquinone biosynthetic process. NCBI's taxonomy places the organism in Eukaryota, Fungi, Chytridiomycota, Chytridiomycetes, Polychytriales.